AAUCGAGAUACGUCCUAUCGCAUUUCUAUUGAUAAAUGAUUCAGCAAAAUUAGAUUGUGGUUGAGCAACGUUGCCGACGGCAACUCCUCUAUCAGGCUCAUCACUGGAAAUUGUAUACCUGUUGUGGCACUCAUGUGCACAUUGAUUUUGCAAUUCAAGAAAAAGAAACAACGGAGAAGAUGAACGACCCACUUAUACAAAAGAAAAUUCUUCACGCCGGCACGGCCAACGCUUCUGAAUUCCCAGCCGACACCAAAGUGAGGUUUCAUUUUGUCGCACAACUCAUAACCAGAAAUCCUGAUGGAGAAAUUGUACUGGGCAAAGUCAUUGAUGACAGUCGCAAUUACACCCAACCCAUUGAAAUAUUGAUUGGCAAGAAAUUCAAACUUGAAGUGUGGGAAACGAUGGUCCAGGCAAUGGCUGUCAACGAAGUGGCAGAGUUUUUUGUUGACAAGACUCUCUGCUUGACCUACCCUUUGGUUGCUAAAACACUACGAGAUGCCUACUCCAAAGACAAGCCUAAAGCCCAUGAACACACAUCUCCUCACUGCUGUGGAGCCAUGGCUUUAGUGAACGGUCCAAAGUUGGGCUACGAUGACCUGAACCAGCUAAUGGAAAAACCUUCUGACUAUCUCUUCAGGAUAGAGUUGCUCGGUGUUGAUCUACCGCAAUCGUACCAAAAGGAGACGUGGCAGAUGGACGAAAACGAGAGAAUAAACGCUUUGCCCAGAUUGAGACUAGAGGGAAAUGAAUUGUACCAGAACAAAAAGAAUGCUGAGGCAUCCAAGAUUUACGCUCAGGCAAUAGGCAUCAUUGAACAACUGCAGCUCAAGGAAAAGCCAGGAGAACAAGAAUGGCAAGCUUUGGCUGAUAUGAAAAUACCUUUCCUACUCAACUACUCUCAGUGCCAAUUACUGAUGGGGAAUUACUAUGAAGUCAUCGAACAAUGUUCCCAAGUUUUGAUUCAGCAGCCUAACAAUGUCAAAGCAAUCUUUAGGAGGGGCAUGGCACACUUAAACGCCUGGAACCCGACAGAAGCUAAAAAUGAUUUCGAGAAAGCAGCUCUUAUUGACCCUUCACUGGCCAAAACCGUCCAGCAACAACUCAGCAAGCUAGAAGAAAUGAUAAAAGAGAAAAACAAGUCAGAUAAAGCCUGGCUAAGUCAAGCAUUUGGAAGUAAAACAUAAUAAAUCAGUCAAAUCAACCAUUCAAAAACUUAAUUGUUAAUCAAUAAACAUUUGAUUGGGAAAAAGCCAUGACAUAUCUAGCAAUCAUAAAUUAUAUCACGUGUCUUUCUUUA
This is a messenger RNA of Daphnia pulicaria, 1300 nucleotides long. Its product is annotated as AH receptor-interacting protein-like. NCBI's taxonomy places the organism in Eukaryota, Metazoa, Arthropoda, Branchiopoda, Diplostraca, Daphniidae. Gene Ontology annotation, molecular function: peptidyl-prolyl cis-trans isomerase activity; protein binding. The transcript is spliced from 8 exons. The record is from RefSeq and is a predicted model, not a curated record. Bases 180 to 1187 code for a protein of 335 amino acids.